Molecule: messenger RNA, 1115 nt
Organism: Notodromas monacha
Lineage: Eukaryota; Metazoa; Arthropoda; Ostracoda; Podocopida; Cyprididae
Source: the annotation of a GenBank genome assembly
CCGGCUGUUGUGCGGGAAGCUCGAGCAGGAAGUUUUUCGCAGUCGUCUCGAGGCUCCUCGGAGGCCACAGACGGAGGAUGUGGCGGUGGUGGCAAGACGUCUCAACCGCCACCGCCGCCGCCUCUGGCGCCCAGAUGGCGGCGUGCCAUCUCUGAAGACCCGGGUUGUUGUCGGACCGAGUCUCCGCGUCUGGCGUCCGUGCUCGCUGCCAACAAAAAAUUCAAGCCUAAGAAUAUUGAAAUAUUUUUGAUUGAGUACCGGUACUCGAAAAACGGUGUGAUGUUUUCCUGUGUAUUGGCAUUGAUCCCGGCUGCAGUUCGGGUCGCUGGGGCCGGUUUAAGCAUGACGGACGUGCACCUGGACCAACUCUGGCCCGGGCUAGACCGGUUUGCCGACUUGCGUUUCAUUGCCUCGUCUUCUUCUUUGGUCGGGUCUUGGGCGCUGGCGAAUAGUCCCGUAGUGAUGUUGAUGUGCUUGAGGUUCAUCUUGGCGUUUCUCACCUUCUUCCUGUUGUCCGUGGCCGAGAGAACCUUUAAAAGAAGAUACAUGUUGGCGAAGAUGUUUCAUUGCUUGACUUCGGCGAGGCGAGCGAAACGCUGGGAUCUGCCUCAUUUCAGACUCAGCAAAGUGCGCAAUAUCAAGACCUGGUUGUCUGUGAGAGGCACGGGCCACAGCGGUCAGUGGAUGUGAUUGUGUCGGCGGCAUUUGUGGCGACCUUGGCCCUGAUGACCGGCAUUUGCGUGGACAUGCUGCGAGCGCAGUCGGAGAAGCCGUCGUCUUCGUCGUCGUCGUCGAUUGACGAGAACGAGGACGAUCACGGCGGCGGCGGCGGUGGCGGCAGUAGUGAAGAAGAAGCCAUGUCUUCGUUGCUGCUUUUGCCGGCCGCCUCUGUGUCGGCGUACACGGACGCCGUUGUGAUGUGUCUCGCCUUCGCCGUUUUCCUGCUCCGGUUCAUGACGCUGGGCGUGAAAAUCAAUUCCAAGUACCGCGACAUUUCCGUGCUCAUCACGGAGCAGAUCAAUUUGUACCUGCGCAUGGAGCAGAAGCCGCACAAGAAGGACCAGUUGAUUUUGGCCAAUAAUGUGCUCAAGCUGGCUGCGGAUCUGAUUAAGGUG